Molecule: messenger RNA, 3813 nt
Organism: Podarcis muralis (Common wall lizard)
Lineage: Eukaryota; Metazoa; Chordata; Lepidosauria; Squamata; Lacertidae
Gene: IMP4
Product: IMP U3 small nucleolar ribonucleoprotein 4
Biological process (GO): rRNA processing
Cellular component (GO): Mpp10 complex; nucleolus; small-subunit processome
Molecular function (GO): snoRNA binding; rRNA primary transcript binding
Source: RefSeq, a predicted model, not a curated record
GCAAACGGCCUUCCGCUUGCGUCCUCUUCCGCUCUAUCAGGCUCGCGCUGGCCAAUGGGAAGGGGCGGUAAGGCAGGAAGGGGCGAGAUCUUCCGGCGCGAGGUGGAGUCCGGCGUGGUGGGGAAGCAGCAUGUUGCGCCGGGAAGCCCGCCAGCGGCGAGAAUAUCUUUACCGCAAAGCCCAGGAGGAAAAGCUUCGGGCGAUCCAGGAGAAGAAGGAAAAAAUUAAAAAAGCACUAGAUGAGAACUGCCUCAUCCCCACGGAAUUGCGGAGGGAGGCUCUGGGGCUCCAGAAGGCUCUCGAAUUUGAUGAUGGGGGUGGAGAAGGUGUGAAAAGCCACAUGGACGACGAGUACCGCUGGGCGGGUGUGGAGGAUCCUCGCAUCAUGGUCACUACCUCCCGCGACCCCAGCUCCCGCCUCAAGAUGUUUGCCAAAGAAGUCAAGCUGGUUUUCCCUGGGGCCCAGCGUAUGAACCGAGGCCGACAUGAAGUGGGGGCCCUUGUCCGCGCCUGCAAAGCGAACGGGGUCACCGACCUGCUGGUGGUGCAUGAGCACAGAGGGGUCCCAGAUGGCCUCAUAAUCAGCCACUUGCCGUUUGGCCCCACUGCCUUCUUCACGCUCUGCAAUGUGGUCAUGCGCCACGACAUCCCAGACAUUGGCACCAUGUCAGAGGCACAUCCACACCUCAUCUUUCACAACUUCACUUCCCGUCUUGGGCAGCGGCUCACCAGCAUUCUCAAGUACCUGUUUCCAGUGCCCAAAGAUGAUAGCAAACGGGUCAUCACCUUUGCCAACCAAGAAGACUACAUCUCCUUCCGGCACCACGUCUACAAGAAGACCGACCACCGGAACGUAGAGCUUACAGAGGUUGGGCCAAGGUUUGAGAUGAAACUAUAUAUGAUCAAACUGGGAACCUUGGAGCAGGAGAGCACAGCAGAUGUGGAGUGGCGCUGGCACCCAUACACUCGCACAGCUAAGAAGCGGAAAUUCCUCAGCGUGGAGUAGCAUGGACUCCACACUGCCUCUCUCUUCCUCCUCCUCAAGGAGGCUGUCCACUGCCUGGAGCCUGGGGCCUUUGUGAACUGGAGUCUUCAAAUUCACCCCAUAAACCUGUGCUUUCUGCCACUGAAAAUCUCCUUGGCCCAUGCAGACAAAGGACACAAAAACCCCCCAACUAUGCCAAGCAUUCUUAGAUUUCAUGGAAUCUUUGAGUUGGAAGGGACCCAAGGGUCAUCUAGUCCAACUCCCUGCCAUGCAGGAAUCUCCAUGACAGAUUCCCUCUCCAGGCACAGAGCAUUCUACCUGGGGUUUUUUGUUUUUGUUUUGUACCGGGCGGGGCAUCUUGGAAGCUUGCUCUCCUGCUCUGCAUCCCUGUUCAGUUGUGGGUUUGGCGCACACAUACUGGGCUACAUAUUACAGUGAGCCCUGUCAUUCCUUCCUUCCUUCCAAAAACAGCAUCAGGGGAAUGGAUGACGAGGGCAGCAGUGGUCGCCAAGAGAAGGCCCACUUUGACGCCCAUUCAAGCAGUCCUAGAAUGAGUGAAGAUGGAAUCGCUCCUAGUUGCUGUUAAGGAGCAGGCAGGAUAGAAAACAUGGCCUUGUCAAACCUGGUGCCUCCCAGAUGUUGCUGGACUACAACUCUCAUGAUUUCUGGCCUGAUAGAACAAAUGGAAUUACUUUUCUUUCUCUGUUCCACAGAGUAAGUCAACUUGGCGCAGCUAUAUUUCCUGGAAAUGGGAGAAUGGCUAGUAGAAUAGAUUUCAAUGGGGCCCCAAAUUCUUCCCUGCCCCUUUGUUUUGCUCUAGUUUUGUGAGAUGUAUUUCUCAUCUCUCUGUUUCACAGAAAAUGUUUUUCUUGGAGAGGAUCCCAGAGUAGGCAGGCUGAUUGAUGGAAAUUGGGGAUUGUGGGAGGAGUUUUACAGAGUAGCGGAAGGGAGGGAAAUUGGCAUAGAAUGCACCCCUAGGUGAUGUGGAAUGCUUCCCUUCUGAUGGCUGUAUCAGCCAAUGUGAUGGAGUUCUAAGGGAUGGGGGCAGCAACCACUCCCCACCACUGGUAUUUACAGAUUUUUAUACGUCCAUCUUCUCUUCCUGGUGCUUUCCUCUAGGGCAGUUAAAUCAUAGGGCAGGGGUGGCCAACUCUCAAGAGACUGCGAUCUACUUUCAGAAUUAAAAACUGGCAGUAAUCUACUGUUGAGCUCUUUUUUGGAAGGAAAGCCCCAAUUUGGGGGUUCAAAAAUAGCUUUUGGGGGGCUUCCAGUUUUUUGGGGGGUAAAGGCAAGGGACAAAGGGGUAAACUCACUCACAAGAAGAUCGCUAUGGAUGAAAACAGCAACACAGAGAAAGCUCCGUCUUCCCUUCCAGAGAUCAAACAACAAUGGAGGGCGAGGCAGGAGUCAGUUUUAGCGACACUAAGGAAAGGGAGCCAGAGAUCGGCCGCAAUCUACCAAAACCUCACAGGGAUCUACCAGUAGAUUGCGAUCAACCUGUUGGACAUACCUGCCAUAGGGCAUCUAGCACUGCCUACAUGGACUCCAAAGUGGCAUGGAUGUGAGCAUCCCAAAGCCUGGGUAGAUCAGAGCUCUUGUGUGUUUACUUUCCAGGAAAGUCAGACAUCCAGGAAGCUUCUAGUUCUCCAGCAAGAGAUUUGGAAAGAGCAGAGCAAUUGAACAUUCAGACUAAAAAGAAAAAAAACCAAAACAAGGACAGUAACUGGUGCAAGGGAGGAGCUCCAUCUUCCUUCCUCAUUCUCCCCAGCCUUAUGAGUGCAAUCUUUUGACAAAAGUAUUCUGCAUGUGAGAAGUAAUAUGUUGCAAUUGGAACACCCAGCGGUGGGGGGGGGGCGUUCCCUAACCCAAUGAGCUAAUUUGAAGUGCUGGUGCCAGGCCUUGAUUUUACCCCCUCCAGAUGGGAGAAGAACAAGAAUCCCAAAGGCACCAAAUGUCUUCCUUCCAUUCCUUCCCAUUCCAUAGACUAGGUUGCAGAAAUGACUGUAGUAAGUAAGAGGAGAAAUGUAAAUUGACAUAAGAUGGGGCAAUCAGGCAGACUCCUGAGUGGAAUGGAUUUGCUCCAGUGGCUGUUGAUAAAAGCGCAAUUCACAAAUUAGCAAAUAUUGUUUAAUGGGAGGAGGGAUGUGCUGUGUUGAUGGUUCCUGGCAUGGGGUACCAGGCUUUAAAUUUUGGCGGGCAAAACUGCCCUGGCCAACUAAGAGCCGCUCAAGAAGCUGGUGAAGAGAAGGUGGCUGCCAGGUUCACACAUUCCUUAGCUGGUGGAUCCCAACAUUUCGAGCACGUCCAUAUCCUUCUCUUCUGGUAGAAAAGUCCUGGAGUAUAGUGCAUGCAACUGCUGCUGCCUUUUGGUCCAUGGCCCCAGAGGCACAAUUUGCUGGUGGUUAUUAUUUUUACAGUUAUUCCCUAAGGAAGUGGGCAGGCAGCAGUAUUGGUCCCGAUCUGUAUUGCUCAAUGGCAGAAGCCGUGUCCUUGUCACUCUGUCAUGCUGCCUAGAUGCGACUCCAUUCAGCAGGAGGGUCUCUUGGUCCCUUGGGCUUCCCGAUGCGGAAGUUAAACCCUGGAGGGGCAAGAGGAGAUGGGCAAAGCACUGAGAGGUUUGUUCUAUUUCUUUUAUGAUUCCCUCCCCUUCACAUCUCUGAUGGCAAUUGUCCUUUUGUGUAUUUUAAGUUUAACACAUGACAGAAUGUGGAGAAUCAUGCAGUCCUCUUGAGCUAUCUUUAACAACUUCACUCUCCUUUCCUCCUAACGUGGAUUAUGUUGGAGGUGUUUGUAUAUCUUGGUGUACCCAUAAAAAUGUAAGGCUGUCA